Cynoglossus semilaevis (tongue sole) is the source of this 457-nucleotide messenger RNA. Its product is annotated as ankyrin repeat domain-containing protein 26-like. The transcript has 4 exons. Gene Ontology annotation, molecular function: protein binding. The coding region runs from base 1 to 405 and encodes 134 amino acids. The record is from RefSeq and is a predicted model, not a curated record. Lineage: Eukaryota; Metazoa; Chordata; Actinopteri; Pleuronectiformes; Cynoglossidae.
AUGUCAACUGCCCUCCAUAUUGCCUGUGCCAGCGGACAUGUUGAAGCGGUGCAGUUCCUCGUUGAAAGCAAAGCUAAACUCAACCUAUGUGACAAUCAAAACAGAUCCGCCUUAAUGAAGGCGGUGCAGGGCCAACAUGAGCGAUGUGUGAACAUGCUGCUGGAGAAUCAUGCAGACCCCAACCUUGUGGACAUCAAUGGAAACACAGCCCUACACUUGGCAGCAAACAUCCCCUCACUCUCCGUUGCAAUCCUGUUGCUGCAACAUGAAGCCAACAUCAACGCCCAAAACAAGGAGGGAUUUACACCCUUGACCGUGGCUGUUCGUGAGGACCAUGUUGAAAUGGCUGAGUUUCUCCUCAAGGAGUCUGCUGUUGUGAAUGUUAUGGACCAAGACCAGAGGUAAUUAAACUGUGAUUACUAAUACUUUUUACACUUACCGUGUCAUACUGCAUUUU